Messenger RNA from Venustampulla echinocandica, 1056 nucleotides. RefSeq lists its product as uncharacterized. Gene Ontology annotation, molecular function: gamma-glutamylcyclotransferase activity. The coding region runs from base 1 to 1056 and encodes 351 amino acids. NCBI's taxonomy places the organism in Eukaryota, Fungi, Ascomycota, Leotiomycetes, Helotiales, Pleuroascaceae. The record is from RefSeq and is a predicted model, not a curated record. The transcript has a single exon.
AUGUCGUCCGACCAGCCAAAAUCGGCAUGGUUUGGCCAAAAAGCCAUCAGCUCCCUCCGGGGAAUCUGGAAUGUCCGGUCCAAACAGAGCCAUCACAAGCUCUCCCCGCUGCCAGAAACCAGCAUAGAGCGCCUCACGUCACCCAAAGAGAAAACCAUUCUCUACCUUGCCUACGGUUCGAAUCUCGCCAGAGAAACAUUCCAAGGGACCCGCGGCGUCAAACCCCUUUCCUCCGUCAACGUCCACGCGCCCACCCUCGCACUAACCUUCGAUCUACCUGGGAUCCCUUAUCUCGAGCCAUGCUUCGCCAAUACGCGGUAUCGCGACCCUUCCAGCGACCCCCCAUCUGAAUCCCCCGGGUAUCAUAAAGAUCGAUGGCACAAAGGCCUUGUUGGAGUCGUAUACGAAAUAACACCCGAAGAUUACCGCACGAUAAUUGCUACUGAGGGCGGCGGAGCAGGAUAUCAGCAGGUGGUUGUGCCAUGCUAUGCUCUUGCAAAGGACGAUAUUGUGGCCCCAAUACCUAGUGGCACACCGUUCAAAGCACACACGCUUCUACAACCGCGGGACCAUUCAGAGAUGGACGCUGGGGAAAUCGAAGUGAAAAACACCUCACGCCCCAUCCAGCGUCAGGACCCCUCAUACGCUCAACCUUCCGCUCGCUAUCUCAAACUCCUUACAGAUGGCGGAGAAGAACAUUCCCUCCCUUCCGAAUACCUUGCGUAUCUAUAUAAUAUCCGGCCCUAUACUAUCACCACAUUUAGACAGCGCAUAGGGCGGACGAUAUUUUUGACAUCUUGGAUUCCGAUUGUAAUGACUUUUAUGGGGCUAGGGAAAAUAUUAGCGGAUAAAAAAGGGAAGAUGCCCACGUGGAUGGUUCCUAUCAUGGGCGCUUUGUUCAAGGGAUUGUGGGGAAGUUACGACGUAUUCUUCAAACGUCCUUUUGGGGACGGAGAGAGGACGAUGAACGAGCAAAAGGAUGAAGGGAGAUGGCUUGAAGAGGCAAGCCCCGAGUGGCUUGACGAGAAGACGCGCCAAGCGGCAAUUGUGAUAUAG